Prunus dulcis (almond) is the source of this 837-nucleotide messenger RNA. RefSeq names its product ammonium transporter 3 member 1-like. NCBI's taxonomy places the organism in Eukaryota, Viridiplantae, Streptophyta, Magnoliopsida, Rosales, Rosaceae. Gene Ontology annotation, molecular function: ammonium channel activity. Bases 1 to 837 code for a protein of 278 amino acids. The record is from RefSeq and is a predicted model, not a curated record. Gene Ontology annotation, biological process: ammonium transmembrane transport. The transcript has 2 exons. Gene Ontology annotation, cellular component: plasma membrane.
AUGGCUGCUAGUCCUCCUCCAUAUAACCCCGUGCCGGUUGCGUACCAGGGAGGUGCCGGCGCGGUGCCAGUAUGGUUGAACAAAGGGGACAACGCAUGGCAAAUGGUAGCAGCCACACUCGUCGGCCUCCAAAGCGUGCCGGGUCUUGUUAUCCUGUACGGAAGCAUAGUAAAAAAGAAAUGGGCAGUGAACUCAGCUUUCAUGGCUCUCUACGCUUUUGCGGCGGUCGUAAUCUGCUGGGUGUCGUGGGCCUACAAGAUGUCGUUUGGGGACAAGCUCCUACCCUUCUGGGGCAAAGCUGGCCCUGCCUGUCUGGUUCAAGGAUGGGCCGCUAUAGUGAUGGGAGUUAUGUCAGGCAGUGUGCCCUGGUUCACCAUGAUGAUAGUGGACAAGAGGUGGAAACUGCUAUCCGCAGUUGACGACACCCUUGGUGUAGUUCACACCCACGCCGUGGCCGGGUUUCUUGGCGGCGUUUUAACGGGGCUUUUCACUGAGCCUGAACUAUGUGCACUCUUUUUGCCCGUCACAAACUCGCGUGGAGGCGUGUACGGAGGCUCAGGAGGAAUGCAAAUCCUCAAACAAAUUGUGGGAGCCCUAUUUAUCAUUGGAUGGAAUAUUAUGGUCACCUCAAUUAUUUGCCUAGUCUUACGUUGUAUAGUUCCGUUGCGCAUGCCGGAGGAACAGUUGCUGAUUGGGGAUGACGCAGUGCAUGGAGAAGAGGCAUAUGCAUUGUGGGGUGAUGGGGAGAAGUAUGAUGUUACUAGGCAUGAGCUUUGCUCCGAUGAUACGUCACAUGCUCAAAAAUAUCCAUCUAGUGGUGCCACUCAGGUGGUCUAA